AUGAGUACGCUGGAAAGUGGAAUAAAGCUCAAAGACGUCGCUUUCUCAUUUGGAACCGCAGACACUUAUUCACUGUCCACCAUAUCUGAUGAAAAUCAACCGAUACUCAUGAAUGGUAAGCGGACCAAUUGCCCAUCACCAGAUAUUCCAAACGAGAAGUCAUUAUACCUCCCCGGCUCGUAUCCCGCUUCAGUGAAUUUCAACCCGAUCACUCCUUCGUAUUCCUUUACAGAGACGCGCACGAACAAUUCGUACGAAUAUACACAACAGUGGUUGAGUAAAUCCCCCACAGGAAUACGUUCUUCUGAGUUCAACUAUCCACCGAAUGAUUCCGAUUUUAUGAUUUCGUCUAAUUUUUCGAAUCCUGCAAAUUUAGCGGAAAUAAAUUACUCGAGACAGGUGUGUGGUUUCGAUGUAGACGCUGGCAUUAGUCCCACUAGCCAGACCAGCCUUCCUACAUCACUUAAGGCUCCAGGUCCCGUUAUUGGUGAUUCGGUGAAAUCCGGAAACCCCAUGAACUCGGAUCAUCGUCAGCUUGGUUGCACAGAUCGGACUUCCCAUUACCCAAACUAUGAUUCGGCAGAGAUUCGAUCCACCGACUCUAAUCUAUUGGAACCGAAUACCCGACAGGCAUCCAAACUCGAGUCAUCCCACGGAAAAGAUCAGGAGGCACAAAUAAGAACUUCGCAACCCCGAUGCGCUUCGUAUCAAAAGACAAUCUGUCCAAAACCCGAUCCGGAUGAAGUAAAAAGUGUUGAUGAUACGGAGAACGAAGAAGAUGAACUGGAUUAUUUAGACGAAGCAGAAUCCGACGAGGAUGGUGGAAUAUCAACGCGAAAUGGUGGCCAAAACUCGGAAUCAAUGGGGUGUAAAGAUGGCUCUGAAUUGCAUGUAGGGGUUCGAAACUACGACUUGAAACGAACACUGCAAGAGGAAGACAACAUCUACUCCCCACAAGCACCGUACGAAUCACUAAUGUCACACGGAAACAAGGAUAUCCUGUACGACUCGGAGUUACAUUCCGGGUCUACGUUGGAUGAUCAUCCAUCGAUUCACUACGGGUCGAAUAUCAAGUCACACCGUGAAUCACUCGAACGUGUUUCAGACCAAUCGACCAAUCACGUUCAUAAGAAGGAAGACCGGGUGAAGCGUCCGAUGAAUGCUUUCAUGGUCUGGUCCCGUGGGCAGCGUCGGCGUAUGGCCCAGGAGAACCCGAAGAUGCACAAUUCAGAAAUCAGCAAAAGGUUGGGUUCGUUGUGGAAAAGCUUGUGCGAAACUGACAAAAAGCCAUUCAUUGACGAAGCCAAGCGCCUUCGAGCAAAUCAUAUGGCGCAGUAUCCGGACUACAAGUAUCGACCAAGGCGGAAACACAGACCGAUGGAGAAACAGAAAAAGGGUUCAUCAUCAGUCAAUGCGGUGAUGGGAUCCUACUUGGGCGGAAGUGGUUCAACUCCAGCAAUGCUUGGACGUACCGGUGGUGGGCUGACUCAUCCCGCUCGUCACAUGAGCAAUUUGUUUGAUGCUCUUGGAUCGUGUCCUCAGAGAUCGGCUCAUUUUAGCCAGCACAUUCACAAGCACGAGCACCACCAUCAUCUUCACGGGUUGUUUGGUCAUCCCCAUCAAACACAAGCAAACUAUACAGGACAACAUCCACCGUACCUUCCUUCACAUCUAGCAGGAAUAAUGAAUGAAAAUCCGCCUUUUGGGACAGUCACACCGCCUAUAGGUGGUGCGUUUCACUCAACGAGUUCAACGAAUCCAUCGGAUGAUUCGGCAGCAAACUACCUCAGUCAAAGCCUUGUGCCAUAUUACAAUGCAGUCAGCGAAGAUGAAGGCGGGCUUCGAACUGGCCGCGCAUGGCCACCAUUUGAACAUGCUUCGGCAGAAUAUCCCUCCUCUUACCAACAAGUUUCUUAUCCAACUAGGCCGAUAAUGAACGCUUUGGAGUCCAGCUAUCGCGAUAAUGAAGACGAAAACUUACGGUUGUCUACUAGAAAUCAAGCCGUUAUUCCCCAGAGAAUGGGAUCCGACAAUCAGCACGGAAGGCAAGAGAUAGCUCUUAUUGAAUCUCGAACCGACCCAUCAACCUUACACCCAACGGCAACUGAACCCGACGCAGCGCCAUUUACAAACGUUUCGGCAAUAGCGUUGACAACGGGGGACCCCUCUGAAGAUAAGCUAGGGCAUAGCACAUGUCGAAGCCCUAACCUGAAUUCUGGCAGCCAAACUCUCGGACCCAAUCCUUGGGCCUUGCUCUACCCAACGGCAGCCGGCAACGAAUCAUCGUCGUUAGAACACCCUUGUACAGAUCGCACAACAGCGAUGAGGUCUAACCAGACCGGGGGUUCUAGUAUUGACUCACCGCCGCCGUUUUCUUCCGGCCGCAGAAGUGGAGCAAGCACACCGGUGCAGAGGGGAAUAAAUCCAACCAAUAGCAGCGCUGCGGCCGCCAUGAUGGCAGCAAUGGCUGCGGCAAACUAUGCUGCAUCUCAGUUAGCUUAUUACGGGGUCAGCGGAAGUAACGAAUCUGGUACUGACACUAGAUUAUCUAGUGAGGUCAAGUUAUCCACUGUGGGGUCCGGUCCUCAAGAUCACUCUGGCUGGUCAAGUUGUGAUGUCCAAAACUUUUCAACUCGAACCACCAUGUCUUCCUGGUCUGGUGGACAGAAAUCAGAUAACGGAGCAUUCGGAUCAAGGUCGAAUGCAGCAUGCCCUCCGAGUGAAGCACAAAAUCCCUACACAGCCUACUUGCAAUUAGAAAAUUAUUCACAGCAGCAUCCUUUGAAUUCUCGUUUAAUGACUACACCAUAUACAAAACAAUUUUGGCCCGACCGAUAUGAUCUAUCUAGUCCAGCAUGUGACUCAAACGCGCCACUGUCACUUACAUCCGGAUUUUCUAUGCAGCAACUGGCUCACAAGGUAUAUUCAUCUAGACCACUUUGUUUUGACCAGGUAAAUGCCGUCAAAGAUCCAUCAGAUUCAUGA
This is a messenger RNA of Opisthorchis viverrini, 2985 nucleotides long. RefSeq lists its product as hypothetical. The record is from RefSeq and is a predicted model, not a curated record. The coding region runs from base 1 to 2985 and encodes 994 amino acids. The transcript has 2 exons. Gene Ontology annotation, molecular function: DNA-binding transcription factor activity, RNA polymerase II-specific; RNA polymerase II cis-regulatory region sequence-specific DNA binding. Gene Ontology annotation, biological process: anatomical structure morphogenesis; cell differentiation; regulation of DNA-templated transcription. Lineage: Eukaryota; Metazoa; Platyhelminthes; Trematoda; Opisthorchiida; Opisthorchiidae.